AAUUAAUCCCAAACUGCAGAUUGAUUGGUUGGUUGGUGAGGAGUUGGAUCAAUUGGAGCGACCAUGCUGAGCUCGUCGGCGUCGAGGCGGGAAGGCACGAGGAGCGGCGAGCUGAUGUCCCUCUCCAAGGCAGUCAGCCUCGCCAUCAGGCCAGGUGCUGCUGCUGCUGCUGAGAACAAGAGCAGCGAACUGGUGCAGCCCAGGACGGCCACGAAGGCGGCGGCGCGGGAGGCAGCGGCGGCGGCGGUGCACUAUGAGGGAUGGAUGGUCCGCUACGGCCGGAGGAAGAUCGGCAGGUCCUUCUUCCACACGCGCUACUUCGUUCUCGACAGCAGGCUGCUCGCUUACUACAAGAAGAAGCCCAAGGACAACAUGGUUCCUCUCAAGUCGCUGCUCAUAGAUGGCAAUUGCAGGGUGGAGGACAGAGGACUUAAAACACAUCAUGGACAAAUGGUUUAUGUCCUCUGCGUUUAUAAUAAGAAAGAAAAGGAGCACCAGAUCACGAUGGGCGCGUAUGAUAUUGAAGAUGCCUUGGCUUGGAAAAAGAAUAUUGAACUCAUCAUUGAUCAGCAGCAAGAAAAUAUGACUGCUAAAAACCGUAAGGCCUUCGCUUCAAUGGACUUUGAUAUGGAAUUAGGAGGGCAGUUCUUAUUUUCAGACCAUGACAGCGCAGCUGAAGAUGAAGAGGAGAGGCCUACGUUGAUCCGCAGGACAACUAUAGGGAACGGCCCCCCUGAAUCAAUACAUGACUGGACCAAAGAGCAUGAUAUUGGUUUAGCCAAUCAGACUGAUCCCAUUCAACUUAGCUCCAAGAAGAAUUGGCGCCUACUUAGAUGCCAAAAUGGACUGCGCAUCUUUGAAGAACUUCUGGAAUUUGAUUAUCUUGCAAGAAGUUGUAGCAAAGCAAUGCGAGCUGUUGGUGUAGUGGAUGCCACAUGCGAAGCCAUUUUUGGGCUGGUGAUGAGCAUGGAUGUAACAAGAUACGAGUGGGACUGCAGCUUUCGGUAUGGUAGUUUAGUUGAAGAGGUUGAUGGCCAUACAGCUGUACUGUACCAUAGGUUGCAGCUGCACUGGUGCCCAAUGAUAGUAUGGCCUCGAGACCUAUGUUAUGUUCGUUAUUGGCGGCGUAAUGAUGAUGGAAGUUAUGUUGUGCUGUUUCGAUCUACAGAGCAUCCAAACUGUGGUCGUCAACGAGGAUUUGUGAGGGCUUUUAUUGAAAGUGGAGGUUUCAAGAUCUCUCCUCUGAAAUGUCGCAACGGGAGACCCCGCACUCAAGUUCAACACCUAAUGCAGAUUGAUCUGAGGGGAUGGGUCCUCAACUAUUCUCCUUCCUUUCAGUAUCACUCUUUGCUGCAGAUACUUAACUGUGUAGCCGGUCUGCGGGAAUACUUCUCCCAGACAGAUGAUACACAUAUAAUUCCAAGGAUUCCUGUGAUGGAAAACAUGUUCGAUGCAUCUUCAGCACAAAAAGAUGGCAAGACUGAAGAAGUGGACUCAAAGACUAAACCAGCAGAUCAAGGACAAGCAGAUAGUAAAAAUAUGGGAAUCAUCGAUGAAGAAACAGACGAGGAUGAGGACUAUCAGGUUCCUGAAGCUAAUAUAGAGGAAGAUCCUAACAGAUCCGACAACAACGCUAAGCGUGCAGACGAGCCUCCAGAGAAGAUUGAUCUGUCAUGCUUUUCGGGCAUUCUUCGUUGUGAUCCGGAUGAGAAAAGCCGUAACUGUUGGACAGUCCCUGACAGCAAGCUGUUUAAAGUCCGUAGUAAGAACUUCCCGCAUGACAAAUCAAAGAUACCUGCAGCAAGUUAUCUGAUGGAGCUUGCGGCCAUCGACUGGUUUAAGGACAGCAAACGUAUGGAUAAUGUCGGAAGGCAGAAAGGCUGUGUUGCCCAGGUUGCUGCUGAGAAAGGGAUGCAUACAUUUGUAGCCAACAUACAGAUCCCGGGAUCAACCCAUUACAGCUUGGUGAUGUACUUCGUGACAAAGUCGUUGAAGAAGGGAUCGCUGCUGCAGCGGUUCUUCGAUGGGGACGACGAGUUCCGCAACAGCAGGCUGAAGCUUAUACCAUCAGUGCCCAAGGGAUCAUGGAUAGUGAGGCAGAGCGUGGGGAGCACGCCAUGCUUGCUGGGGAAGGCGGUGGAUUGCAGCUACGUGCGAGGGGCGGGGUACCUGGAGGUGGACGUGGACAUAGGGUCGUCGGCGGUGGCGAACGGGGUGCUGGGGCUGGUGUUUGGCGUGGUGACCACCCUGGUGGUGGACAUGGCGUUCCUCAUCCAGGCCAACACCUACGAGGAGCUCCCCGAGCAGGUCAUCGGCGCUGCUCGCCUCGCCCACGUCGAACCCUCCGCUGCCAUCCUCCCUCACGACCUUCUCGACGACACCGACUCUGCUGCUAAUGCUGCCUCCUCUUCUGAGGAUGAUCAUUCCUCCAAGAAAACCAACUAGCACUCAUUCUCUUAAUGUAUCCAUGCAUUUCCUUUUCCCCUUCUCCUCAACAUGCCGAUACUUUCGCUUCUUAUCACUGUAUUUUUUUUCUCCUCAACUCAGUCAACUGUAUUGUAGCCCAUGGCCCCUAUACUUUUUCCUUGGACCAAUUAAACGCCCUGUUUGUAGUGAAAGCAGACGAUGUAGCCCGUACUACACAUCACACAUCCACACUUUUGUAAAUCCAGCAUCAUUAAUUGUUAAUUCUAUAGAAAUAUAAAUAUUUCUUUCUAAUUUAUUUACUACAUUAAGGUUGAGUGAAAAAAUUUGAUGCU
Messenger RNA from Oryza brachyantha (malo sina), 2759 nucleotides. Its product is annotated as protein ENHANCED DISEASE RESISTANCE 2-like. NCBI's taxonomy places the organism in Eukaryota, Viridiplantae, Streptophyta, Magnoliopsida, Poales, Poaceae. Gene Ontology annotation, molecular function: lipid binding. The transcript has 20 exons. The record is from RefSeq and is a predicted model, not a curated record. Bases 64 to 2445 code for a protein of 793 amino acids.